This is a messenger RNA of Didymodactylos carnosus, 2234 nucleotides long. The record is from the annotation of a GenBank genome assembly. Lineage: Eukaryota; Metazoa; Rotifera; Eurotatoria; Philodinida; Philodinidae.
AUGUAUUCCAUUUGUAAAAAUCUAAUUGUGAAGCAUACUGGUAAUAACAAUGAAAUAUUAUUAAUUAGUCUAAAUCGUCCAUCGAAACGGAAUGCUGUUAAUCCUGAAACUGCACUAGAAUUACAUCAAACGUUAAUUCAAUAUGAAAAUGAUUCAAAUACAAAAAUUGCUAUACUCUAUGGUGAAGGGGGUUGCUUCUGUGCCGGUUAUGAUUUAUCAGAAGUAUCCGAAGAAAAUACACACUUAAAAAAAUACUAUGAUAAAAGUUUAACAGCACCUAUGGGACCCAGGUAUGUGUUAAAACAUAUGCAAAGUUUCUUAAUGCAAACCUAUCUGAGAAGUGGUAGUAUCCUUAACUAUCUCUUUAUCUCAGCUAUUAUCAGUUUCAGAAUACAGUGAAGUUUCGCAUAUACUGAAUAACUUUUUAUUGGAAAUAGAAAAACCAUUUCCACCAUUGAAAAGAAAAGACUUUUUGCUAUGAAAUGAUGUGAAAGGUCGAGCCGAGCCACCAUCUCCAGCUGAUGUACCUCAUUCACCAGCAAUGAAAAUGCCGUAGAACGCAUGCAUUUUAUCCAAAAUGAAUGGACCUUAGGAGUCAGUGCAGUUUUUGUCUGCUGCAUUGCUUCUCUCAUCGAGAAUACAAAUAGCAAACUUAAGCGAAAAGAGGUUUUCUCGAGAGCUCGUGAAAAACCAAAGACUAAAUUGUUCGUAAGACUAAAGUUUUAAUAUUCCACACCCGUAAAUCAUGUAGCGCUGACGAGGGAACCUUUUUAGGUGAUACGCUCCGAUUUCCUUCUCCUAAUAACAAUCGAUAGAGCACAUCGAGCUCGUAAAAAGCCUAAAAGAAUUCGUUCGCCUGACUCUUGAAGACCCCGUUUUCUAGACACCCAGUUUUUUAAAAACUCUAAAAAAUAACCAGAACCUUUUCUUGAUGAUGCAUGAUUGUAGCCUGCACAUUUCUGAGACGCCCACCCCCCCCAGCUCUACAUGACGUUUCUUUGCCAAGUUAUAGAAUCUACAAGAAAAGCUCUAAAUGUUCAUCAGCUCAAAGCUGCAGAGAUAGGAAGAAGUUACUUAGAGCUUUUGUUGUAAAUUCUAUAACUUUGCAAAGAAACGUUGUGUAGAGCUGGGGGGCGUCUCAUUUUAAUCAGAAAUAUGCGGGCUACAAUCAUGCACCAUCAACAAAAGGUUUUGGCUAUUUUUUAGAGUUUCUAAAAAACUGGUUUUCUAGAUACCGGGUCCUCAAGAGUAAUAGGCCCGAAUUCUUUUAGGCUUUUUACCUGCUCGGUGUGCUCUGUCGAUUGAUAUAUAAGCGAAGAAAAUCGGAGCAUAUGGUCUGAAAAAGCCCCCUCGUGAGUUGGCACUGAGAAUUUGAAAGUUUUAUAAGCUAAACUAGACAAAUUCAUUCUUUCAAGGUCAAGAUGCACAAAUCGAUUUGUCUGAAAAACUCCUCUUCUAAAGUCCAUUCAACUCGGUGAAGAAAAUAAUCAUUGCCACGUUGUUCAGGAGGGACAACAGCCAGCUUCCGAUGUGUUUUUGAGAUUCCCAGGCUCAAAGUGCCAGACAGACAUCUCUUCGGGUAUCCGAUGUAGCUCCUGAACCAUGGAAGCGAGAGAGAUGGACUCGUUUUUUUGUAGAAUUGUUAACCGCCGUCUAAGCUAGCGAACGACUAAAUUUGGAUUUGAAAUCUAUUAAAUCUACAUGGUCUGGCGAUCUACUCUUUGAAAGAUUGAUGAGGUACACUGGCUGCAGACGGUGGUUCGGCUUGACCUUUUACAUCGUUUCAUAGCAAAAAUGUUCUCUUUUCAACGGUAAAAACUGAAUGUUUUUUGUACUGUUCACAAUGAAAAAUUUAUUCAGUAAAUGAGAGACUGCAGUGCAUUUUGAAACCGGUAGUAGUUCCCAUUGUUCCCACUCACGUUCAUAUAACAAAAUGUUUGUCUGUCUGUCUCUUUGUUCACACGACGAAUUUAAAAAUGCAAUAACUUUUGAGAGAAACGGUUUGACUAGGUGAAACUUAGGGAGCAUGUCAAAAUGUAUUCCGGUCGGUCGGUCGCUAUUCCGCUAUUCCUCCAUUCCUCUAUUCCUCUAUUCCGCUAUUCCUCUGUUCCGCUAUUCCUCUAUUCCGCACACAACAUUUCGUUUUAUAAUAACUUUUAUAUACAUGUAUAUAGGAACUUCGUUUUCUUUUCUAAUUUAAUCUGAUUAGAUUAGUUUGAUUAUUUCUUCAAAGA